Molecule: messenger RNA, 1761 nt
Organism: Penicillium malachiteum
Lineage: Eukaryota; Fungi; Ascomycota; Eurotiomycetes; Eurotiales; Aspergillaceae
Gene: hsp60
Product: chaperone ATPase HSP60
Exons: 3
Coding region: 1-1761 (586 amino acids)
Biological process (GO): mitochondrial unfolded protein response; protein import into mitochondrial intermembrane space; apoptotic mitochondrial changes
Cellular component (GO): mitochondrial matrix; mitochondrial inner membrane
Molecular function (GO): ATP binding; ATP-dependent protein folding chaperone; protein-folding chaperone binding
Source: RefSeq, a predicted model, not a curated record
AUGCAGCGCGCUCUCUCUUCCCGGGCUUCGGUCCUGUCCGCCGCCUCCAAGCGUGCCCCUUUCUCCCGCUCCACUCUGAGCGUCCAGCAGCAGCGUUUUGCCCACAAGGAGCUCAAGUUUGGCGUUGACGCUCGUGCCAGCCUUCUCAAGGGUGUUGACACUCUGGCCAAGGCUGUUACUUCUACUCUGGGACCCAAGGGUCGCAAUGUUCUCAUUGACUCUCCUUACGGUUCCCCCAAGAUCACUAAGGAUGGUGUCACUGUUGCCAAGGCUAUCCAGCUACAGGACAAGUUCGAGAACCUCGGUGCCCGCCUUCUCCAGGAUGUCGCCUCCAAGACCAACGAGCUUGCCGGUGACGGUACCACCACCGCUACCUGCCUUGCCCGUGCUAUCUUCUCCGAGACCGUGAAGAACGUUGCGGCUGGCUGCAACCCCAUGGAUCUGCGCCGCGGUAUCCAGGCUGCUGUUGAUGCUGUUGUCAAGUACCUGCAGGAGAACAAGCGCGACAUCACCACUGGUGAGGAGAUCGCCCAGGUUGCUACCAUCUCCGGUAACGGCGACAUCCACGUCGGUAAGCUCAUCUCCACUGCCAUGGAGCGUGUCGGCAAGGAGGGUGUUAUCACUGUCAAGGAGGGUAAGACCCUUGAGGAUGAGCUCGAGGUCACUGAGGGUAUGCGCUUCGACCGCGGUUACACCUCCCCCUACUUCAUCACCGACCCCAAGUCCCAGAAGGUUGAGUUCGAGAAGCCUCUGAUCCUGCUCUCCGAGAAGAAGAUCUCCGCCGUCCAGGACAUCAUCCCCGCUCUCGAGGCCUCCACUACCCUCCGCCGCCCUCUGGUCAUCAUCGCUGAGGACAUCGAGGGUGAGGCUCUCGCUGUCUGCAUCCUGAACAAGCUCCGUGGCCAGCUCCAGGUCGCUGCUGUCAAGGCUCCUGGCUUCGGUGACAACCGCAAGAGCAUCCUUGGUGACCUUGCUGUCCUCACCAACGGUACCGUCUUCACCGAUGAGCUGGACAUCAAGCUCGAGAAGCUCACCCCCGAGAUGCUCGGCUCCACUGGCUCCAUCACCAUCACCAAGGAGGACACCAUCAUCCUCAACGGUGAGGGAUCCAAGGACAACAUCUCUCAGCGUUGCGAGCAGAUCCGUGGCUUCAUUGCUGACCCCACCACCUCUGAGUACGAGAAGGAGAAGCUGCAGGAGCGUCUUGCUAAGCUCUCCGGCGGUGUUGCCGUCAUCAAGGUUGGCGGUGCCUCCGAGGUUGAGGUCGGUGAGAAGAAGGACCGUGUUGUUGACGCCCUGAACGCCACCCGCGCUGCCGUUGAGCAGGGUAUCCUGCCCGGUGGUGGUACCGCUCUGCUCAAGGCCUCUGCCAACGCCCUGGACUCCGUCAAGCCCGCCAACUUCGACCAGCAGCUCGGUGUUAGCAUCAUCAAGAGCGCUAUCACCCGCCCCGCCCGCACCAUUGUCGAGAACGCCGGUCUGGAGGGCAGCGUUAUUGUUGGCAAGCUGACCGACGAGUACGCCAAGGACUUCAACAAGGGUUUUGACAGCUCCAAGGGUGAAUACAUUGACAUGAUCGCCGGCGGUAUCGUUGACCCUCUCAAGGUCGUUCGCACCGCUCUGGUUGAUGCUUCCGGUGUUGCUUCCCUGCUGGGUACCACCGAGGUCGCCAUCGUUGACGCUCCCGAGGAGAAGGGACCUGCCGGUCCCCCUGGUGGUGGUAUGGGCGGUAUGGGUGGCAUGGGCGGCGGUAUGUUCUAA